GUACGAAGUAUAUCCUCCUCUUCGCGAGCGCUGGGAAGCCCAGACAGGAGGGGGAUGAAGAUGGCGGACGCCAAGCAGAAGAGGAACGAGCAGCUGAAGCGCUGGCUGGGCUCGGAGACGGACCAGGAGCCGCCCGUCCUGAAGAAGAAGAAGACGAAGGUGAAGUUCGACGACGGAGCCGUGUUCCUGGCCGCCUGCUCGAGCGGAGACACCGAGGAGGUGCUGCGGAUGCUGGAGCGGGGCGCCGACAUCAACUACGCCAAUGUGGACGGACUCACCGCCCUGCACCAGGCCUGUAUAGAUGACAACGUGGACAUGGUAACCUUCUUGGUAGAGCACGGGGCCAACAUUAACCAGCCUGACAAUGAGGGCUGGAUCCCGCUGCACGCUGCAGCCUCCUGCGGGUACCUGGACAUUGCAGAGUAUUUGAUCAGCCAAGGGGCCAAUGUGGGUAUGGUAAACAGUGAAGGGGAAACCCCGCUGGACAUCGCCGAAGAGGAGGCAAUGGAGGAACUCCUGCAGAAUGAAAUAAACCGGCAAGGAGUGGACGUCGAGGCUGCUCGAAAGGAGGAGGAAAGGAUCAUGCUGCGGGACGCACGCCAGUGGCUCAACAGCGGCAAGAUCAGUGAUGUGCGACACGCCAAGUCCGGGGGCACGGCUCUGCACGUGGCUGCCGCCAAGGGCUACCUAGAGGUUUUAAAGCUUUUAAUCCAGGCAGGGUACGAUGUAAAUAUUAAAGAUUUUGAUGGCUGGACUCCACUCCACGCCGCUGCACACUGGGGGAAGGAGGAUGCGUGUCGGAUCCUGGUGGAGAACAUGUGCGACAUGGACGCUGUCAACAAAGUGGGUCAAACAGCUUUUGAUGUAGCAGAUGAGGAUGUUCUUGGAUACUUAGAAGAAUUACAGAAGAAGCAGAGUCAGCUAACAAACGAGAAGCGGGACAAGAAGUCGCCUUUGAUUGAAACGACAACGAAGGUGGAGAACAAUCGACCACAGAAGCCACUUAAAAACAAAGAGACGCUACUGCUGGAACCGGAGAAGAGCGCACCCCGCAUUGAGUCCCUGGAGCCAGAGAAGGCAGAUGACCGGGAGCAGGAGGGCAAAAAGGAUGAGUCCAGCUGCUCCAGCGAGGAGGAGGAGGAAGACUCAGAGUCUGAGACGGAAGCAGACAAGAGCAAGCAAGCUGCACCUUCGAACAACGCCAUCAGCCCGGCAGCAGCGCCCUCUGUCGCCCCUGCCCCAUCCCCUGCAAGCCCCACCAACCAGGUGACCCCCACCUCACCAGUCAAAAAGCUAGCACCUCCUUCCGGAAAGGUCCCAUCCAAAGAGGAGGAGCGCAAGGACGAGUCGCCCGCCUCCUGGCGGCUGGGCCUGCGCAAGACGGGUAGCUAUGGGGCGCUGGCGGAUAUCACUGGUGGCAAGGAGACGCAGAAGGAGAAGGAUGCAGCCGGGGUGAUGCGCUCUGCUUCCAGCCCCCGUCUCUCGUCCUCACUGGACAACAAAGAGAAAGAACAAGAGAGGGAUAAAGGAACUCGGCUGGCCUACGUCACUCCCACAAUCCCGUCGCGAAGACAAGGCAGCGUGUCAGACAUCGACGAGAAGGAGAACAGGGACUCUGCCGCCAGUCUGGUGCGUAGCGCCUCGUACACGAGGAGGCGCUGGGAUGACGAGCCCAAGAGCAGUGAAGGGACCACAUCGCAGAGCAGGCUGCUCGGCUUCCAACGCAGCUCGUCCCAUUCGCUGGCAAUGGGGCGCAGCAGUGGUGUGCGAGAUGCGCCCGCAAAGUCGUCCUCCGCCACCAGCUUGGACCCCUCCUCCUGUAGCGCUAAGGCCUGGCAGUCUCCUGCAUCCCACAGCCCGUAUUACAGCGUGUAUAGAAGCGGCUCCUUUGGCAGGAGGUAUGAAGAUGCCCUCAAUUCCACCUCCUCGUCCGUCACCUCGUCCACCGGCAGCCGGAGCCUAUCCACCUCGACCACCUCCCCUGCCCCUUCCAGUGUGACCAGCAGGUUUUGGACGGACGAGAGUGCAGAGAAGGAGCGGGAGAAGGAGUCGGCAGCCAUCACCCCCACAGUGGUUAACGCCACCUCAGCUGGCACCGUGGUCUCCGCCGACAGCAGGGAGAGACGCAGGUCGUACCUCACUCCUGUUCGGGAUGAAGAGUCCGAGUCUCAGCGGAAGGCCCGCUCCAGGCAGGCGAGGCAGUCACGGCGGUCCACCCAGGGCGUCACCCUGACUGACCUCCAGGAGGCCGAGAAGACCAUCGGCAGGAGCCGCCCCACGCGGACACGUGAGGAGGAGCAGCAGGAGGAGAAAGAGAAGCAGGACAAGGAGAAGCAGCAGGAGGAACGGAAGGAGACGGAGGCCAAGGAGGAGGACUCGCGAUCGCGAUACCGUAGCUUCGAUGAGACGUACCAGCGCUACCGACCAUCGACCACGACUGCAACCACGGCGUCCUCCACGCCUUCCGUGUCUACUUCAAGCAGCUCCCUCUCUUCCAGCUCCCUCAACAGGCCCGACAGCCUGAAGGGCAUUAGCUCCACCUACAGCCGGAUCUCCAGGGACGCCGAGAAGGAGGACAAGGAAGGUGAGGACAAGGCCCAGCCCAGGACCAUCAGGGAGCGGCGGCGCCCCCGGGAGAAGAGGCGCUCCACCGGCGUGUCUUUUUGGACCCAAGAUAGUGAUGAGAAUGAACCGGAGCAGCAAUCUGACUCAGAGGACGGCAGCACCCAGAGUGAGCCACAGAGUGACCGUCUUUCGAGGAACGACUCCACUAGCGCCCCCUCUGCUGACCGCUACGAGAACCUUGGCAGGAGACCGUACUCAAGCAGGCUGGAUAAAGAGGAUGCCACAGACUACCGAAAGCUCUACGAACAGAUCCUAGCUGAGAACGAGAAGCUGAAGGCCCAGCUGCGCCACACGGACUUGGAGUUGGCCGACUUGAAGCUGCAGCUAGAAAGGGCCACACAGAGGCAGGAGCGCUUUGCUGACCGAUCACAGCUGGAAAUGGAGAAAAGGGAAAGAAGAGCUCUAGAAAGGAAGAUCUCUGAGAUGGAGGAAGAACUCAAGACGCUACCAGACUUGAAAGCGGACAACCAGAGACUAAAGGAUGAAAAUGCAGCCCUGAUUCGAGUCAUUAGCAAACUUUCCAAGUAACUGAGUGACCGCUCCCUGCCGCCCCGAGCAGCAACUCAUCGUGUUGCACAAAUCGCUAUUAACUGCUGCAGACACUGGUCACGAGAAGUGUCCUCCAUCUGCCCCCCUCAGCCCCACCCCUCCCCUCCCACUACCUCUAAACCAUCGUCAUGCAUCCACCCCAGAUUAGGCGUUCUUCUCCAACUUGCUGCUGCCCUGAAGAGCGAACGGAGCUUAACGGUCGGUGUGGGAAAAGGAGGCGGGUGGGGAAAGCCUGCGAAAGUGAGUGUGUAUGUGUAUCUGUGUGUGCACGUGUUUAACCAGUAAGCCUUAGCUGUACAGGAAACGAGUGACUUCGAGAUCUCGGCUUUUUCUCGAAGCCCUUUAACAC
This is a messenger RNA of Scleropages formosus (Asian bonytongue), 3523 nucleotides long. RefSeq names its product protein phosphatase 1 regulatory subunit 12A-like. Gene Ontology annotation, cellular component: A band; Z disc; cytoplasm. NCBI's taxonomy places the organism in Eukaryota, Metazoa, Chordata, Actinopteri, Osteoglossiformes, Osteoglossidae. Gene Ontology annotation, molecular function: enzyme inhibitor activity; phosphatase regulator activity; protein kinase binding. Gene Ontology annotation, biological process: signal transduction. The coding region runs from base 55 to 3153 and encodes 1032 amino acids. The transcript is spliced from 26 exons. The record is from RefSeq and is a predicted model, not a curated record.